Molecule: messenger RNA, 761 nt
Organism: Humulus lupulus (European hop)
Lineage: Eukaryota; Viridiplantae; Streptophyta; Magnoliopsida; Rosales; Cannabaceae
Exons: 2
Coding region: 266-685 (139 amino acids)
Source: RefSeq, a predicted model, not a curated record
UCCCUUCAAACAACACCCUUACUCUUGCUAUAUUACCUCUCCCUACCUCCGUUGCCGAUUUGAUCCCUCACCCUCCCACACCUGCACACUCAUCAUCAACCACCCCCCAUACUGCAUCCUCAUCCUCCUCGCCACAUAUAUCACAUUCCACCUCAUCAUCCCCACCUCCUCCUCCCCACUACACACCCUUAUUUCCCCUACUAUUGAGCAACAUCAGGUUACUAACAUUUCUGUGCAGACACCUACUAAUGUCAAUUUGCAUCCCAUGGUUACUCGGGCAAAGAGUGGCAUACACAAAUCGAAAGCAUUUGCUACCACAAAGGAGUUGAAUCCUCACAUGCCUCCCAAAUCCUACAAGCAAGCUCUUCUGAUCCCUCAUUGGAAACAUGCUAUGGAGCUUGAACUACAAGCACUGAGACAUAAUUCCACUUGGCAGCUUGUCCCAUGUCUGCCUGCUACAAACAUUAUCGGCUGCAAGUGGCUCUUCAAGCUCAAGUAUAAGCCUGGUGGCUCCAUUGAACGCCACAAAACCCGCCUAGUUGCGCGUGGGUUCACACAAACAGCAGGUUGGCCACUUCGUCAAAUCGAUGUGCACAACACAUUCUUGGAUGGUGAUCUCAUAGAAACUGUGUAUAUGUCUCAACCUUCGAGAUUCCACGAGGCUACUGUUAGAGUUAUUAUUUGAGGGUAUUUUAGUCUUUUCUUAAUCAUUGUUAUUUUAUAUCUUUUGCCUUAUAUAAAAGGCUUGGCUUAUAAGUUUU